Molecule: messenger RNA, 1800 nt
Organism: Penicillium daleae
Lineage: Eukaryota; Fungi; Ascomycota; Eurotiomycetes; Eurotiales; Aspergillaceae
Exons: 1
Coding region: 1-1800 (599 amino acids)
Source: RefSeq, a predicted model, not a curated record
AUGGGCCCUCAGUCUUCCGCGACCCAAUCUCAGGAUGAUCACAAAGAGAACCCAUCUUCACCAGAGGUAGCUCAACAGCAGAGAGUGAAAACGACCACCCCGAAGGAAGACGCCCCCCGCCAGCGGCCUCGGAGGUUCCUGGCACAGCCGAUCGAAACCUCCUCUCGAAGUGUCCAAGCCCAGCAUAAUGCUUUGUCAGAUGACAGUCCAUCCCCGCGGCCGGGCAGCCUCCGAAAUGAGGUGAAAAACUCUUCGGAGCAACAGUCCCACAGAGCUGACGAGCCUCCACGGAGGUUUUUACCACAACCCAUUGAAACUAGCAAGGCUAGUAGUCACCAAGGCAUCGCUAGCUCCCGACCGAGACGAUUCAAGCCCGAGCUCCUUGAAACCGACCAUCGCUCAGUCAAGGGGCCACCAGGGAGUUCUUCUCACCGACAUCAUCAUGUCAGCUUUGGUCCAUCCAAGGCCAGCUUCGAACUCCCGGCAGAUAGGCCAGGCCCCACCGCUCGUCAGACCCCGCCUCGCAGCGCGUCAUUUGACGUCCCGGAGUCUCGAUUCUCGUAUGCGAAUCUCCUUCGCCAGCAUGAAACGCGGAGGCACUCCUUUCGAGUCCCGGAUCUCCCUUCGAUCCCUUCGGACGGCAGUGAAAGUUCAGAGACUUCUUGCGAAACACCAUCGCCUUCGUCAUCCCCCAGAAAGUCAUCGGCGAAGCCAGUACAGUCUCGACGGGAGGGUUACUGGAACCGAGAAACCCGCCCGGACGAAUUUUCACCGUAUCUGUUGUCUUUGGCCGCUCGGUCAGCACAGAAAGAACUGAAAGAGCAGGCCCUCGCUGCCUUUCCAAAUGAACAAGUCUACCAGCCGGUUGAUCAUUUCGCGAUCGACGAAGAAGGGGGAGAUUCUGGUGAUGAUGAGUAUCUGAUCUAUCCCCAGCCACACCAUAUCAAGUCUCGUCGGCAGUCCUCGGCAGACCUCUCCUGGGAGCUUGAAUAUAUGCGUCAGCAUAAGGAAGAGGCUGAACAACAACUUCGGGUCAUGGUUGCCUCCAAGCACCUGGACUUCUCGUCUCCUAGUCAUAACGCUGCCUCCCGAAAUCGUGGUCCAAGUCCACCAAUGCUGGGUACUGACCUGGUUCUACCGCAAAGUUUGUCCCCGGAUGGAACUCUUUGCGAAGAUUCGUUGUCCGAGAACAAUGGUCAGGGGCAACAAGACCCUUGUCAUGAUUGCGGUGGUCUUUGGUGCGCGGGAGCCCAGCCCGAUGAGGCGGGCGGAGCAGGUCUUUGGAUGGGCACAUGUCGUAAGGCCGAGGGUUUCGAACGAGGAUCACAAGUAAUGACGGGGAUCCUGACCCCUAUGAUCCAGUGUGAAGAAUUCAACUUUACACCCGGCCCCCCUCUGGAGUCUCAUAUGGACCCGAGACUUUUGAGAGGCCAACUUUCCAAAAGCUCGAGUACUUGCCUUACACCAAGGAAGGCUGAUGCUGAAUUCGAUGAUGGCUUUGUUACUCAGAUUUACAAUUACUUGUCACUGGGCUAUCCAUGCGUUGCCCGGUAUUAUGAUCAUGAGCUUACCAAGAUAUCGGGAAUCUCUCUUGAAGAUCUGCGCCGCGAUGACCUCUGUACCGAUGCUCGGGGCUAUGUCGUAGCGCCACUUGACAAUCUGGCCGUUGGCUGUGUUCGAUGGAAGGCUUUGCGGCUUUAUAUCCACGAGUGGGCCCGACAGCAGCCGAACAUGGUAGAGGAUGAAACAGGCCUUGAAGCUUGGGGGGUCCCUGAACGGAGGGGGAGUUGGGCGAUUUGA